Molecule: messenger RNA, 360 nt
Organism: Aspergillus saccharolyticus JOP 1030-1
Lineage: Eukaryota; Fungi; Ascomycota; Eurotiomycetes; Eurotiales; Aspergillaceae
Product: chitin binding peritrophin-A domain-containing protein
Exons: 2
Coding region: 1-360 (119 amino acids)
Cellular component (GO): extracellular region
Molecular function (GO): chitin binding
Source: RefSeq, a predicted model, not a curated record
AUGAGCGGCGUGCUGAUGGUGCACAAGUUUGAAGAUGAGGACAAACUUCGUGACAACCAUGUCUUUUCAGAUCACCCCCGACCCACACCCACCGACUCCGACAAAAUGCGCUUCCUCUACCAAACCCUCAUGGUGCUUCUCACCUCCCUCCUCCUGGACCCCGCCGUCGCCGCGGACUGCCGACCGGGCGCCACUCGACCCGACCGGUACGAUUGCCACGCCUACCACAAGUGUGAAGGGGGCGAGCUGGUUCGCUUGCACUGCCCGACGGGGCAGGCGUAUAGUGUGUAUACGGGGACGUGUGAGCCCGAGUGGAGGUCGCCGGGAUGUCAUCAGGGGGUUCCGGAGGUGUUCAAUUGA